AUGUACAGAUUCAACAGAAAAGCAAAGCAAGACGUGCCAAAGAAACCAAGCUCAAAUGACGGUGGUGGGAGUAAGAACUCAAAAACGUCUUCUGGAUCUUCAGCUCCAUCAUCUUCUCAUCAGAGAAGAAGACAACCGAAAAGUGAAUCAGAUUCCAAAAGUGAACGGUCACUGAAAGAUCCGCCUCCUAAACGAAUGCAACCAUCUCCGGUACCGACUCCAACUAAAUCAAGUACUCCUAACAAUCGGGAAAGCAGAAAUCCGAUUCAAAAAAUUGUAAAAGGAGUUGCCAAUCGGAUGUCUCUAACACCCAACAGCAGACAACAGCAGAAGUCCAUGUCGACACCUCCAACGUCGGAAGUUCGGAAGCCGAGUUCCGUGAGAUCUUCUGAUGUCAGAAGCGACCACCUAGACAGUGGACUGGCGAAGAAGUCAAAGUCAAGAGGAUCCCUUUCAAAUUCUUUGAGUGGAAGCAACGAUUCCGUGUACUCGGAUCUUCCGCAAUCCAAAAGUUUCUUGCCGGCGAAGACAAUAAAAAGUGAUAGAUCAUUGAUUGGAUUGGAUGGAGAGAGUGAGCCGGAGUAUCCGAGAAAAAAAGAAUCAGGAAGGAGAAAAUCCACUUCUGAAUCACCGAGUUCCAGAAGAGACAAUCUGAUGGAGGAAAGUGCAUCGGAGACGAAGGAUUCCAUUUCACUGGCUGACGAUGAAGAGAUCCGUGAAGCAUAUCGAAAGUUGUUCAAGGACUUUGCGAUGGCCUCCCAGAAAAUGACACUUGACGACUUCAAAUAUGAAUUUAAUGAGCUGCCUGGAGAUCCAUCAUCGGAUCAAUGUAUGGCUUUCAACAAUGGAGCAAAUGCCAGAAAGAACAGAUACUUCAAUAUCCCAUGUCUUGACAGUUCUCGAGUUCGUCUCACAUUCAUGGCCCAGAAAAACAAUCCAUCAUCUGACUACAUUCACGCGAAUCAUAUCAAAAGUCCCUUCUUGAAACGUGGAUAUAUUCUGACUCAAGGACCAAAAAAGGAAACGAUUGCUGAUUUUUGGAGGAUGGUUUGGCAGGAGAGAUCAAAUGCAAUUGUGAUGUUAUGUCAGUUUGUGGAAACAAAUCGAGAGAAAUGUUGUGAAUAUUUCCCUCGAAACGCAAAUUCCACACUUCGUUUCGACAAAUUAACAGUGACUUUCGAGGAAGCAACCAAUAAUAAAAUGAUUGUUUCAACUCGUUUAAAUCUAUCAUUUGAGGGUGAAUCUCGAGUCAUUACUCAUUUACAAUGGAAAGAAUGGCCUGAUUAUCAAGUGCCUGGAUCAUCGGAAGUCAUGUUGAAGAUUCUCAGAAAAAUUCGAGCAAGAACUACUCCACCGAUUAUUCAUUGUGCUGCUGGUGUCGGAAGAUCUGGUACUUUGGUGGCGGUUGAAAUUGCGUUACAAUCAAUCAAUACUCAUUUCAAGCUACCUGAUAUCAAGCAGAUAGUGACAAAUCUCCGUUUGACGGGUCGUGCAACAUCUGUCCAAACUCUUCAACAGUACAUGCUCAUCUGGAAAGUUCUUCUGGAUUUUGGAGUUUCGAACAAAUUGAUUUCGGAGGAUUCGGUCACCAAAUUCGCAUCCACUUAUCAUCGCUCUCUUCGCACUACAAAUCAAUCCUAA
Molecule: messenger RNA, 1641 nt
Organism: Caenorhabditis briggsae
Lineage: Eukaryota; Metazoa; Nematoda; Chromadorea; Rhabditida; Rhabditidae
Exons: 7
Coding region: 1-1641 (546 amino acids)
Biological process (GO): protein dephosphorylation
Molecular function (GO): protein tyrosine phosphatase activity
Source: RefSeq, a predicted model, not a curated record